AUGGCGGGAUGGGAAGUCGAGGUACACGAAGCGCGGAACCCAGCACAGCGCAAGGUGGGAUGGGGAUGGCGAUGGGGAUGCGAAGGGGAUGGGGCCCCGACGAGCAUACCAGAUAUAGAGGCGAUGGAAGAGGGAGGAGAUUGGCUCGUCUCGCAGAUCGGUCGGGAGCGGUCGUGGCAGAUGGGCGAAGGCGAGGGCGAGAGCGAGGGUGCUGGUGUUGUCGUUGUCGUUGUCGGUGUCGUUGUCGUUGCUGGUGGUGUUGUGCGAAGUGAUUUGGCUGGAUGGCAGUACGAAGUUGGGGUCAUCGGUACGGUACUAGGCUAG
Drepanopeziza brunnea f. sp. 'multigermtubi' MB_m1 is the source of this 324-nucleotide messenger RNA. Lineage: Eukaryota; Fungi; Ascomycota; Leotiomycetes; Helotiales; Drepanopezizaceae. The record is from RefSeq and is a predicted model, not a curated record.